Molecule: messenger RNA, 2263 nt
Organism: Quercus robur (English oak)
Lineage: Eukaryota; Viridiplantae; Streptophyta; Magnoliopsida; Fagales; Fagaceae
Exons: 2
Coding region: 103-2085 (660 amino acids)
Molecular function (GO): zinc ion binding
Source: RefSeq, a predicted model, not a curated record
GAACCUUAUGUAGACAAUGUCAUUAGUGUCCAAAACAUUACGAAUACAAUCCCUGCCUACGCACCUCCUGCAUUGUCAUUCUCUGCAAAUACUUGGGAACAUAUGGUUGAUCCUUCACAUAUUGAUAUGCCAUUUGUGUCUACUUGGAGAGAGGGGAUGAAUUUGUGCAAAGGGUUGGCUUUUGCCAAUAAAGAGGAGGUGAAGUACGUAUUAACAAUUUGUGCCCUCAAGGAAAACAAACAUUUUACGAUCAUUAGGUCGACGACGAAAAAACUUUGUGCAAAAUGCGUGCAUGAGUCAUGCAAGUGGUAUGUCUGCGCAGUUAUGAAGCCCGAUCUCCACAAACUAUGGAUGGUCACCGUGUAUGUGGGUCCUCACACGUGUAUAGCGACUGGGGUGCGAAAUGAUGGUAGAAUGAUGAGUUGUAAUUUUAUUGCAUCAGACAUCCAUAAGAAGUUAUGUGAGGAUCACACUACCCCAGUUAAGCAUCUCAGAUCCAUGAUAGAGACGAAAUAUAGUGGGCAGAAGCCUUCUUACUACAAGGUAUGGGAUGCGAAACAAAAGGCGAUUGCGAUGAUGUUUGGGAAUUGGGAAGAGUCUUACCAAAGAUUGCAAAAAUUGCUAAUGGCAUAUAUUGAUCAGGACCCGACUACCCAAGUGUUCUAUCGUAUCACAUCCACCGAUGAAGAUGACGCCGUAUUGUUGCAUUAUGUGUUUUGGUCUUUCGGUCCAUGCAUAUCAGGAUUCAAAUACUGCAAGCCGGUUAUCAGUAUUGAUGGGACCCAUCUGUAUGGUAAAUAUCAGGGAAAGUUGUUGGUCGCAAUGGCAACUGACGCUAACAACAAGGUAUUCCCUCUCGCGUUUGCUGUUGUGGAUUGUGAGUCAGGGUCCAGUUGGAGGUGGUUUUUACAGUGCCUCCGAGAUACGAUUGGCCACGUGAUACCUAAGGAAGGAAUUUGCAUAAUUUCUGACCGACAUCUCGGUAUCAAAAACGCCAUUGCAAACUGGCCUAGAAGGGAAGAUGGAAGUACACCAGUAUUUCAUAGAUAUUGCCUUCGACAUGUUGUUAGCAACUUCAACACCCAUUUUCAGAACUCAACUCUAAAGUCAACGGCGUUGAAAGCGGGAUAUGCUACUCAGGUGGUGAAAUUUGAUGCCAUAAUGGAGUCCAUUAAGCAGGUGGAAAUUGAGGCCAUUAGGAAUAAGAAGAAGGUGACGGGGAAGGAUGACAAGGAAAAGAAUCAAGAUUAUCUUCCAUACACAUACCUAAUGGGCGAGUCUGUGGAUAUGUGGACCCAGUCACAUGAUGGUGGGAGACGUUUUGGGGCAAUGACAACCAAUAUAUCAGAGUGUUUCAAUGGUGUACUGAAAGGUGCACGAGGUCUUCCUAUUGCCGCAUUAGUUGAGUUCACUUGGAACAAAGUUGUUCAAUAUUUCCAUGACCGGCGUAAAGAAUACCAUUUUGAGUUCUCAGAGGGUAAGAAAUGGAGUGAAUAUGCCAAUCGUACGUGGGAUGCAAAUAAGUGUAAAUCCGAGAAACAUUAUCUCAAGCCAUUUAGCAAUGAAGAGCUGAUAUUUCAAGUAGUUACCCAACUCAACACAUGUAGCGCAGGAGGGGGAAACCACAGUUAUGAAGUUCGGUUACAGGAAAAAAAAUGCAGUUGUGGGAAAUGGCAAAACAUAGGGAUCCCUUGUUCACAUGCAAUUAGAGUAUGUGACUAUUUACAUAUUGAUUCGACCACAUAUAUUCACCCAUGUUAUGGCUUGAACAAUGCCCUUAACACUUAUGAGCAUGCAUUUGUGAUUCCAAAGUCGCAGUCGUUGUGGCGGGAUCCCAUAGGGCCAAAGUGGUUGCCUAAUCCAGCAUUGUUGCGGGCUAAAGGUCGACCAGUGAAGUCGAGAAUAAGGAAUGAGAUGGAUGGGGUAAGGAAUAAGAAUCGAGAACCGGGAUGGCGGAGGGAGGAUGCAGAUUUCAUAGAGAGUCAACCCAAGCAGACAUGUGGACUGUGUCAUGUUUCCGGGCAUAACCGCAGAAAAUGUCCGCAGUCCCGUGGCGCUUCCACCAGCGGUCAUGUUCCAGACUAGGCAUGCUUCCAUGGAUGACGUUUUUGUCAUGUGGACCGACGAUGUUAGGAAAAGUGACUACGUUGUAUUGGCUAUGUGAACUUUUUGGCUUUUGUUGAAUGUACUUGUAAUUCUUAAUCCAAUGUACCUUUAUGAAGAUUGUGAUUUGAGUAGUAUGGUUAGAACUGCAAAUUAAGCG